GCAGGACGUCUUCGUGCGUGCCGAAGGUCUCCUGGGAGAGCUGCAGCAGUUGGAGCCAGCAGGGCGCAAGGUCCUGGGAUCGUGGCAGCAGCAGCAGCAGCGCGGCUGGAGGCUCGAUCCUCACUUCUUCGUCUUGCCGCGGGAUGUCUUUGCGCUCGUCUCGGCGCCGGAAGUCAUCUCGCGUCUAGCGGCCCACGGACCACACAGCGUAUUCGGCGAGCUGUCGAGCAUUGCAGCAGGCAUCAGUGCGUGGAUGCAUGCCUUUGCCGUGGAGCGCCGGCAGCUGCAGGGCGCCCAUGCUCGAAGUGAUCAUGGGCUGGCCUGCCAAGUCAACACUGUCACUAUGCAUCCGGUGAGUCCGGAGGAGCUCCAUGCCCUCGGUCAGUCUCCCGCGUCCUUCAGGUGCUGA
This is a messenger RNA of Symbiodinium sp. CCMP2456, 409 nucleotides long. NCBI's taxonomy places the organism in Eukaryota, Dinophyceae, Suessiales, Symbiodiniaceae. The record is from the annotation of a GenBank genome assembly.